UUGAAGGAGCGGAGGAUAAAAGCUGAAGUGAAGUUCUACUCCAAACCUCCCAGUUGGAAUGUUUACUCCGGUAAAAUGGGAACUCAGAAUGUAAAAACGUCAAAACUUCAAACGGCUAAACGCCUGUUUGUUGGUUGGUUUGUUGGAGAGUGGAGUAAGCUAUUCAGCUGGAUCCUUGAGAUAGAGAUGGGUUUGGUUUGGGGUAUAUCUGGUUUAUCCCUGAUAUCCUUUAUAUUCACCUCUAUAUGGUACAUCGAUCCAGCUCUACUCACUAUGGUACUACAGUUCCAACCAGCUACAUGUACCACGGUGUACAGUGCAUAUCUGAUUGGAAUAUCUAACUGUACAUGGACAAGCUGUAGACAUGGUUGUACAUCAGAAAUAUAUAAAUGUUGGCAUGUUGUUGUAAACUAUACUCUUAUCUCUGGUUCACGUCCAAUACCUCCUCCUUGGUCCAGUUUAUCAUCUUUAUCCAUCCCUUCUUCUCCUGAUUCUUCAGCCAACCUUCCAACUAAACUAUAUCCUAAUGUUAGAGGAUGCGGAUAUCCCCCUAGUUUACAGUGUGAAGAUUUCUAUUCUGAGUUUGGUUCCGUUGAUAGUUCAUAUCCAUGUUGGAUAUCUCAUAUAGAUUCUAAUAUUGCUCUUACAGAGCUAGAUCUGAAGAAACUCAAGGAGGAAGUUAUGUACAGUCUUAUUCCUCUUGGAACCUUUAUAUUAUCCACCCUGUAUGCUCUAUGUAGACUUGGAGUAUUCUCUAUAUGCAAUCCUCUCCGUUGCUGUCCCAAGGUUUCCGGUUCUACGGAGCAAACCCGUCUUACUCCUAAGCAGUUGUUCAGGUAUAAAAAAGCACUCCUGGCUAAGAAAUCUGAAGAGAAUGAACUUGAACCUAAACCUGGAAAGUUUGAAAAUCCUGAGAUUAUCCUGGAAAGUAAUGAGGAUAAGAUUGAAGAAAAGAAGAUAAGUCCUAUCCGAGAAAUAACUAAACUUGAACCACAAAGAGUAAACUGGGACAGAAACUGCUUUGAUAUUAGCGAGGAAGAUUUUGCAGUUGCCUUAGAACAUUUUGAAAAUAUCCCAUAAUUGCUGAUUACAAAUCUAAUUCAAAUAGAAAACUUUGGUUUAUCAAAUUAUUAAAUGUUUAAA
This is a messenger RNA of Eurytemora carolleeae, 1143 nucleotides long. Its product is annotated as protein tipE. The record is from RefSeq and is a predicted model, not a curated record. The transcript has 4 exons. Lineage: Eukaryota; Metazoa; Arthropoda; Copepoda; Calanoida; Temoridae. The coding region runs from base 76 to 1080 and encodes 334 amino acids. Gene Ontology annotation, molecular function: sodium channel regulator activity. Gene Ontology annotation, biological process: regulation of sodium ion transport.